This is a messenger RNA of Rhododendron vialii, 2516 nucleotides long. RefSeq names its product calmodulin-binding protein 60 B-like. Gene Ontology annotation, cellular component: nucleus. NCBI's taxonomy places the organism in Eukaryota, Viridiplantae, Streptophyta, Magnoliopsida, Ericales, Ericaceae. The coding region runs from base 320 to 2245 and encodes 641 amino acids. The transcript is spliced from 9 exons. Gene Ontology annotation, molecular function: sequence-specific DNA binding; DNA-binding transcription factor activity; calmodulin binding. The record is from RefSeq and is a predicted model, not a curated record. Gene Ontology annotation, biological process: regulation of salicylic acid biosynthetic process.
CAUCUCAGCUCAGCACAAAAAUUCACUUGCCUCUCUCUCUCUCUCUCUCUCUCUCUCUCUGUCUUAGAGAGAGAAACCUAGUAGACCCAAUUCACGCAUAUAUAGGUACGCAUAUAUAGUUACAGAUAUAUUUGGCAUGUAUCCUGAUUAUCCAAAAUUCCAGCUAGCUCAUCAACUGGCGUCAGUUUGUUUCACUUUCUGUCACUGUCUGGUUGUUGCUCAAUUGGGUAUUUUGUUGAGUCUGAUUUAGUUUUGGAGGCACACAGUUGAUUCACUAGGGAUCUGUGAGGUUCUGGGGGUGUUGCACAGUGAGGGCAAAAUGCAGACCAGGUACAUGGAGAGGACGAACUCGAUGAGAGGGAAGCGGAGUUUGGAUGGCGGCGGCGGCGACGACGAUGAUGAGCAGCCGGAGCGAAAGCGGCCUGCUUUAGCUAGUGUAAUUGUGGAGGCUUUGAAGGUGGAUAGUUUACAGAAGCUUUGCUCGUCAUUGGAACCUAUUCUUCGAAGAGUUGUUAGUGAGGAAGUGGAACGCGCUUUGGCAAAGUUGGGACCUGCUCGAAUUAAUGGAAGGUCUUCUCCUAGAAGAAUUGAGGGACCGGACGGACGAAACUUGCAGCUGCAAUUUAGGUCCAGGUUGUCUCUCCCCCUAUUCACAGGAGGAAAAGUAGAGGGGGAACAGGGUGCUGCAAUCCAUAUUGUGUUAGUUGAUGUGAAUACAGGGCAUGUUGUAAUAUCUGGAAAUGAAUCCUCUGUGAAGCUCGAUGUGGUUGUGCUCGAAGGUGAUUUCAACAAUGAAGAUGAUGAAGGCUGGAUCCAAGAAGAAUUUGAGAGCCAUGUUGUGAAAGAGCGUGAAGGAAAGAGACCACUCUUAACUGGUGACCUCCAAGUAACGCUCAAAGAAGGGGUGGGAACGCUGGGAGAGCUUACUUUUACUGAUAACUCAAGUUGGAUAAGGAGCAGGAAGUUCAGGCUUGGCCUUAAGGUUGCCACAGGCUUUUGUGAGGGCAUGCGUAUACGCGAGGCCAAGACAGAAGCUUUCACUGUUAAGGAUCACAGAGGGGAAUUAUACAAGAAGCACUACCCGCCUACAUUUAAUGAUGAAGUGUGGAGAUUGGAAAAGAUAGGCAAGGAUGGGUCAUUCCACAAGAGGCUGAAUAAAGCAGGUAUUUUCUCGGUUGAAGACUUCCUCCGACUUGUUGUCAGAGACUCCCAAAAGCUACGAAAUAUUCUUGGCAGUGGUAUGUCAAAUAAGAUGUGGGAUGCUCUUAUUGAACAUGCAAAGACUUGCGUCUUGGGUGGGAAGCUGUAUGUCUAUUAUCCUGAUGACUCGAGAUAUGCUGGUGUUGUUUUUAACAAUAUUUACGAGCUUAGUGGCCUUAUAUCUGGUGAACAGUUUUUCUCGGCUGACUCCCUUUCUGACACACAGAAGGUAGAUGUUGAUACUCUGGUGAAGAAAGCAUAUGAUAACUGGAACCAAGUUGUCGAGUAUGAUGGCAAGUCCCUUUUGAGUGUCAAACAAAAUAAGAGGUCAUCUCGGAACGAACUUCCGAUGGGCCCAGUUGAUUAUCCUAAUGCUUUGGAUAACCAGCUUACUCAACCACGUUUACCUGGUUCAAUUCCUUCGGAGCAGACUCUGAUGGAUUCAAGUCUUCUAAUUGGAGCUUCAGGUUACAAUGACAAUCUGGCUACUAGAUACCCCUCACAGUUUCUCAAUUCCAAUUCCCGUAGCCAGUUUGACAGUAGUCUCUUCCCACUGCAUGAUCAGCAAAUCAGCCCUACUCACCAAAUUCAAAACAACAGUUUCGAUAACAAGGGGGGCUUAGCACUUGGUCCUUCGCAAUUGUCAACGUCGUUCCAGACCAUUGGCUCAUCCGUUCAUCACUCCAAUAUCAACCCCUUUGAUGAAUGGUCAAAUAAUCGCGACAAGGGUGCCACCUCUGAGUUCAUGUCAGAGGAGGAGAUUCGCAUUAGAAGUCAUGAGAUGCUUGAGAAUGAAGACAUGCAGCAUUUGCUUAGACUCUUCAGUAUGGGAGGUCAUGCCUCCGUUAGUGGCCCCGAAGAUGGAUAUUCUUUCCCUUCAUACAUGCCGUCACCGUCGCCAUUUGGGUUUGAGGAGGAUCGCAACCGUUCUGGCAAAGCCGUUGUGGGUUGGCUUAAAAUAAAGGCAGCGAUGAGGUGGGGAUUUUUUAUAAGGAAGAAAGCAGCCGAGAGGAGGGCACAACUUGUAGAGUUGGAUGAUGAGUAGUUCUUUGCACUGAGUUGAUGAAGCUCUUGGACAACGUGGAAAUGCUUUAUUUCCUGAAGUCUCCUCGAGUUUGUGGGCUCUGUAUCAGAUAGUAGGGGAUUUUCUUCUUGUACAGUUGCCUCCCUGUACAGUAAGUUCUUCCAGCUUAACAUCCUUGUUAUUUAAUUCCGUAUGGUGAUUUUAAUUCAUCUCGACAUCUGGUUUGUGUAUGAAAUAUGGGCUUUCGGACCUUAGUUUGUACUGUUUAAUUGAUGACUUUUUCGAUGCCUAA